CAACUUCAGCCAAGACAAGUUGUCUUUGACAUGGAAAUGUUAUCUAUUGGAUGACAAUGUCGUCUUUCCAAUUUAUAAUCCUUUUUCUAAUUGUGAGUGAUAUACCAGAUUAUGUCAAAACAGAAGAAAAUACAAGUGAUUUCACAUUUUUACACACUGAAAAAGCAAGCCCGUUGAAUAUAGAGGAUUCCUGUUUUGACAUCAAUAAAGCGUCGGUAAACACAAUGUAUUUAGGUAUAUCAUCAUUUGUAAAUAAGAAUACGUCAUGCAAACCAGAAAAUAUUUUGUUAAGAGAGGUACAAAAAUACAUCAUCCUUGACAAGCAUCAGCGACAACUCUGUAGAACUAAAAUAACUGUGUCUAUCAAAAGCAGAAAAGGUGAAAAAGUCAUUGAGGACCUGAAAUAUGCUUGCCAACAUCUAGAUGGAAAUUCAACGAUUUUCUUUCAAUGUAAGAUUUUCUUUUGUUCGGUUUGA
Magallana angulata is the source of this 476-nucleotide messenger RNA. RefSeq lists its product as uncharacterized. The transcript has 4 exons. The record is from RefSeq and is a predicted model, not a curated record. Lineage: Eukaryota; Metazoa; Mollusca; Bivalvia; Ostreida; Ostreidae. Bases 51 to 476 code for a protein of 141 amino acids.